AUGGCGCUCCAAGAGCCUAGGAUUGAACGACGAAUGAAGGCGAUGCUACGUGUCCACUUAGUCGUCAUCUUCACUUUGAUCGUAUACUGCCUUUACGCUGGCUUCCAGCGCGGGGACACUUCCUUGGCGGCUCGACUCUCACAACUCACCUCCUGGCGCAACAGCGGAGCGCUCAAGGUCCAACGAGCGACCCUUCAAGCGCAAUGUGCCAACGUUCGUGCCGCUGCGGGCCCACCAGCCUCUUUCAACCCUUCUUCGCGUCUCCGAGACAGCAACGACCACUGGGUACCCGGCACGCCUCCCACUCUUAUCAGAAAUGCGAAAAUAUGGACCGGAGCAGGGAAUGGGACAGAGAUUGUCUCUGGCGACGUGUUGUUAGAUCGUGGGCUGGUAGUUGGAGUGGGCAGUAUCUCGGCUAGGGUGUUGCAGGCUGUGCGCAAGAACUCGAGGAGGGAUGGAAGCAAGGCGGAGCUAAGGGUUGUCGACGUUGGAGGGAAGUGGGUCACCCCAGGUUUGGUUGACUUGCAUUCGCACAUUGGGGUGUACAGCGCUCCAGAACUGAACGGUGCACAAGACGGCAAUUCUCGCAAAGCACCCAUUCAGCCCUGGCUGCGGAGCAUCGACGGAUUGAACACGCACGACGAUUCCUACGAGCUCGCUAUUUCCGGCGGAGUGACCACCGCGCAAAUCCUCCCAGGAAGUGCCAACAAUAUUGGCGGGCAAGCCUUCGUCAUCAAGCUGCGUGAAACUGCCGAACGUUCGGCAACAGCCAAAGUCAUCGAACCACCCUACUUACCAAGCAAUUCAUCUGGAUAUCGUCCCUGGAGGCACAUGAAGCAUGCCUGUGGCGAAAACAUAAAUAACGUGUAUAGCCAAGUGCGCAUGGACGCGAUAUGGAAUUUCCGCCAGGCCUACGACCAAGCGAGAAAAGUGCGCGAUGCACAAGAUGCCUUCUGCGUUCGCGUCGAGGCGGGCGACUGGGAAUCGCUAAAAGUGAACGAGAACGCAUACGAGGAAUUCCCGGAGAAUCUGCAGUGGGAGUCGUUGGUUGAUGUGCUGAGAGGGCGGGUCAAGCUCUCGGCUGUCGAUUUCGACGGGAUAGUGCGCCUAUCUAAUGAGUUCAAGUUUCCUGUGGCUUCCUUCCAUCAUGGCGGAGAAGCCUAUCUCAUCACAGACCUUCUGAAGAAGACCUACGGCGGUGCACCAGCUUUGGCCCUCUUCGCCAGCAAUUUCCGAAAGAAACGCGAGGCCUACCGGGGCUCCGAAUUCGCUCCCGCCAUCCUCGCCGAGAACGGCGUCCCCGUGGUAAUGAAGUCUGACCACCCAGUGCUCAACAGCCGCUAUCUCAUAUUCGAAGCUCAGCAAGCGCAUUAUCAUGGUUUGAGCCCAGAGCUGGCGCUAUCUUCUGUGACGAGUGUCUCUGCUAAGGCAGCUGGGCUUGACCACCGGGUUGGGUCGAUUGCUGAAGGAUACGACGCGGAUGUGGUCAUUUGGGACUCCCACCCGCUUAACCUCGGAGCUACGCCCGUUCAGGUUUACAUCGAUGGCAUCGAGCAGCUCAAGGAUCCGUUCGUCUUGAACAAGCCGGAGGAGUUCCAGAAGGUGCCCGAGGUGCCCGAUUUCUCGAAAGAGAGAGCGGAUACAGUCAAAUACUCAGGGUUGCCGCCUCUGACUGGUUGGAAAGACGAGAAGAAGCAGGCUGGAAGAGUGAAGGUUGUCGGUGUGAAGAGCCUGGUCGCAUAUGAAGAAUCGACUGGUGCACAGGACGAUACUCCCAGUUUCGCUCUCAAGACCCUUUUCGAUGAUAAGCACUCUUCCAGCGGACGGACUGUCAUAAUCGAGGGCGGCCGCAUCGUUUGCAUUGAAGGCACCGCCUCUUCCUGCACCAUUAGCGUUCGUGUUGGCGAAACCAUCGACUUGCAAGGCGGCUCAAUCGCCCCAGCGUUGACGACGUACGGCUCGCCGCUUGGUCUCGUCGAAAUCCGCCAGGAGGCGUCGACGAACGACGGUUCUGUCCCGGACCCGCUGACCGGCAGUGUGCCUUCAAUUGUACGCGGGACUGGGGAUGGGGUGAUCAGGGCUGUUGAUGGGUUGUCGUUUGGUGGGCGAAGUACUCUGCUCGCAUACAAGGACGGCGUGACUACAGCCAUAACCGCCCCAAGCGGCGGCGGCUUCCAGCGCGGUCUCGCCACAGCAUUUGACACUGGCGCUCCGCACUCCGCCGUCGACGGCGCGGUCCUCCAGGAAGAAACAGCUUUACACAUAGCGAUCAACUUUCAGAUCAGCACGAGCGUCAGCACCCAGGUCGCCGCUUUGCGGAGUCUUCUCUUCGCUGGGGGAGAUGAAGAAGAUGCUAGCGCGUGGGGUCGUGUUCGCGCCGGCAAGAUCCCUCUCGUCGUUGCUGUCCAGAGCGCGGACAUCAUUGCUACGCUGCUUAGCCUCAAGGCGGACUAUGAAGAGGCAACUGGACGGACGCUCAAGCUUACUUUCUCUGGAGCAACCGAGGCGCACCUCCUUGCCAGUGAGAUCGCGGAGGCAGGCGUCAGUGUCAUAUUGACGUCGCCGAGGCCCUAUCCGGGGUCUUGGGAACAGCGGAGGAUUGUUCAUGGACCCCCGUUGUCGCAAGAGAGCACAGUGACGACUCUUGUCAAAGCCGGAGUCAAUGUGGGCAUUGGCGUUAUCGACGAAGCAAGCGGGAGGAACACGCGGUUCGAUGUCGCUUGGACUGCCCUCGAAGCCAACGGCACCAUUUCCAAAUCCGAAGCCAUUGCACUGGCUUCGACUAACCUCCACAAAGCUCUUGGGUACUCACCCCAAAAGACUCCUGAUCUGGUCCUGUAUCGCGGUGGAGAUCUGUUUGGGUUUGAGAGCAAGGUCGUUGGUAUAGUGUCGGCUCAGAGAGGUGUGGAAGAAUUUUGA
Cyclocybe aegerita is the source of this 2919-nucleotide messenger RNA. The record is from the annotation of a GenBank genome assembly. Lineage: Eukaryota; Fungi; Basidiomycota; Agaricomycetes; Agaricales; Hemipholiotaceae.